GGCGGAUGGUGGGUUGUGGCGCCGGCGGCGGCUGCUGUGAGGGACGAUGAGUUCCUCCUUCGUGCCGAACGGGGCCAGCCUGGAAGAUUGUCACUGUAACCUCUUCUGCCUGGCUGACUUGACGGGAAUUAAAUGGAAGAGAUACGUGUGGCAAGGCCCAACUUCUGCCCCUAUUCUGUUUCCGGUGACAGAGGAAGACCCCAUUUUGAGCAGUUUUAGUCGCUGCCUUAAGGCAGAUGUACUUGGUGUUUGGCGGCGUGAUCAGAGACCUGGAAGAAGAGAAUUGUGGAUAUUUUGGUGGGGUGAAGACCCCAAUUUUGCUGACCUAAUUCACCAUGAUUUAUCAGAAGAGGAAGAUGGAGUGUGGGAGAAUGGACUUUCCUAUGAAUGCCGAACUUUGCUUUUCAAAGCAGUUCACAAUCUGUUGGAACGGUGUUUAAUGAACCGGAACUUUGUACGUAUUGGCAAGUGGUUUGUAAAGCCUUAUGAAAAAGACGAAAAACCUAUAAAUAAAAGUGAACACUUGUCCUGCUCUUUCACCUUUUUCUUGCAUGGAGACAGCAAUGUUUGUACCAGUGUGGAAAUUAAUCAACAUCAACCUGUAUACCUUCUUAGUGAAGAACAUAUCACCCUUGCUCAACAGUCUAAUAGCCCAUUUCAAGUUAUCUUAAGCCCGUUUGGACUAAAUGGCACUCUCACAGGACAGGCAUUCAAGAUGUCCGAUUCAGCUACAAAAAAAUUGAUUGGUGAAUGGAAACAGUUCUAUCCUAUCUCAUCUUGUUUGAAGGAGAUGUCUGAAGAAAAACAGGAAGAUAUGGAUUGGGAAGAUGAUUCUUUAGCUGCAGUAGAAGUUCUUGUUGCUGGUGUCCGAAUGAUCUACCCAGCAUGCUUUGUUCUAGUCCCUCAGUCAGACAUUCCUGCUCCUAGCUCUGUGGGAUCCUCUCACUGUUCAGCUUCUUGCUUGGGUGUCCACCAAGUGCCUGCUUCCACAAGAGAUCCUGCUAUGUCUUCGGUUACUCUUACACCACCUACAUCUCCUGAGGAAGUCCAAACAGUUGAUCCUCAGUCUGCCCAGAAGUGGAUCAGAUUUUCUUCAGUAUCUGAUGGCUUCAGCUCAGAUAGUACUAGCCAUCAUGGUGGGAAGAUACCCAGAAAAUUAGCAAAUCAUGUGGUGGAUAGAGUUUGGCAAGAAUGUAAUAUGAACAGAGCACAGAACAAGAGGAAGUAUUCGGCUUCAUCAGGUGGUCUAUGUGAAGAAGAGACAGCUGAUAAAGUAGCAUCCUGGGAUUUUGUUGAAGCCACACAAAGAACAAAUUGCAGCUGUUUGAGACACAAAAAUCUCAAACCUAGAAAUCCUGGACAGCAAGGACAGGCACCAUCUUUAAGUCAGCAACAGCAAGUACUUCCGAAGCACAAGACCAAUGAAAAGCAAGAAAAGAGUGAAAAACCACAAAAACGCCCCUUGACUCCUUUUCACCAUCGUGUAUCUGUUAGCGAUGAUGUUGGCAUGGACACAGAUUCAGCCAGCCAAAGACUUGUGAUAUCUGCUCCAGACAGUCAAGUGAGAUUUACAAAUAUCCGAACUAAUGAUGUAGCAAAGACUCCUCAAAUGCAUGGCACUGAAAUGGCAAAUUCACCUCAACCACCCCCACUUAGUCCUCACCCCUGUGAUGUGGUUGAUGAAGGAGUGACUAAAACACCCUCAACUCCGCAAAGUCAACACUUUUAUCAAAUGCCAACACCGGAUCCCUUGAUUCCUUCUAAACCAGUGGAAGAUGGGAUAGACAGUUUAUCCCAGUCUUUCCCAGCUCAAUUCCAGGAAGCUGUAGAACCUACAAUAUAUGUUGGUACAGCAGUAAACUUGGAAGAAGAUGAAGCUAAUAUAGCCUGGAAGUAUUACAAGGUCCCAAAGAAAAAAGAUUUAGAGUUUUUACCACCUCAACUUCCAAGUGAUAAAUUCAAGGAUGAUCCAGUUGGACCUUUUGGACAGGAAAGUGUAACAUCAGUUACAGAGUUAAUGGUGCAAUGUAAGAAACCUUUAAAAGUUUCUGAUGAAUUAGUGCAGCAAUAUCAAAUUAAAAAUCAGUAUCUUUCAGCAAUAGCAUCUGAUUCAGAACAAGAACCUAAAAUUGAUCCAUAUGCAUUCGUUGAAGGAGAUGAGGAAUUCCUUUUUCCUGAUAAGAAAGAUAGACAAAAUAAUGAAAGAGAAGCUGGAAAAAAACACAAGGUAGAAGAUGGGCCAUCUAGUGUUACAGUGUUAUCACAUGAAGAAGAUGCUAUGUCAUUAUUUAGUCCCUCUAUCAAGCAAGAUGCUCCCCGCCCUGCUGGUCAUGCCCGACCUCCAUCAACCAGUUUGAUUUAUGACUCAGACCUGGCUGUCUCUUAUACUGACCUUGAUAAUCUUUUUAAUUCUGAUGAAGAUGAACUGACACCUGGAUCUAAAAAAUCAGCGAAUGGAUCAGAUGAUAAAUCCAGCUGCAAGGAAUCAAAGACAGGAAAUCUGGACCCAUUAUCUUGCAUAAGCACUGCAGAUCUUCAUAAAAUGUAUCCUACACCACCAUCAUUGGAACAACAUAUUAUGGGAUUUUCCCCAAUGAAUAUGAAUAAUAAAGAAUAUGGUAGUAUGGAUACAACACCUGGAGGAACUGUUCUAGAAGGAAAUAGUUCUAGUAUUGGAGCACAGUUCAAAAUUGAGGUUGAUGAAGGAUUCUGUAGCCCAAAACCUUCUGAAAUUAAAGAUUUUUCUUAUGUGUAUAAGCCUGAAAAUUGUCAGGUUCUAGUGGGAUGUUCCAUGUUUGCACCUCUAAAAACUCUACCAAGCCAGUGUCUGCCUCCUAUCAAAUUGCCAGAAGAGUGUAUUUACCGUCAGAGCUGGACUGUUGGAAAGUUAGAAUUGCUUUCUUCAGGGCCUACAAUGCCAUUCAUCAAAGAAGGUGAUGGAAGUACUAUGGAUCAAGAAUAUGGCCCUGCUUAUACACCUCAAACUCAUACUUCCUUUGGGAUGCCUCCUAGCAGUGCACCUCCUAGUAACAGUGGAACAGGAAUUCUUCCUUCUCCAUCUACCCCUAGGUUUCCAACUCCAAGGACCCCAAGGACUCCAAGGACUCCUCGUGGAGCUGGUGGACCGGCUAGUGCUCAAGGUUCAGUCAAAUAUGAAAAUUCAGACUUAUAUUCACCAGCCUCCACCCCAUCCACCUGCAGACCCCUUAAUUCUGUUGAACCUGCAACUGUUCCUUCCAUCCCUGAAGCACACAGUCUUUAUGUAAACCUCAUUCUUUCAGAAUCAGUUAUGAAUUUGUUUAAAGACUGUAACUUUGAUAGUUGCUGUAUCUGUGUUUGCAACAUGAAUAUCAAGGGUGCCGAUGUUGGAGUUUACAUUCCAGAUCCAACACAGGAAGCACAGUAUCGGUGUACUUGUGGCUUCAGUGCUGUCAUGAACAGGAAGUUUGGAAACAAUUCAGGAUUAUUUCUAGAAGAUGAACUAGACAUCAUAGGACGCAACACAGAAUGUGGCAAAGAAGCAGAAAAACGUUUUGAAGCUCUCAGGGCUACUUCUGCUGAACAUGUUAAUGGAGGACUAAAGGAAUCCGAAAAAUUGCCUGAUGAAUUGAUACUAUUGCUACAAGAUCAGUGCACUAAUUUAUUUUCGCCUUUUGGAGCUGCAGACCAAGAUCCCUUUCCCAAAAUUGGUGUAACUAACAAUUGGGUACGUGUUGAAGAGCGGGACUGUUGCAAUGACUGCUACCUUGCAUUAGAACAUGGGCGUCAGUUCAUGGAUAACAUGUCAGGAGGCAAAGUUGAUGAAGCACUUGUGAAAAGUUCAUGCUUACACCCCUGGUCCAAAAGAAAUGAUGUGAGUGUGCAGUGCUCACAAGAUAUACUUCGAAUGCUCCUAUCGCUUCAGCCAGUUCUUCAGGAUGCUAUUCAGAAAAAAAGAACAGUAAGGCCUUGGGGGGUUCAAGGUCCUCUCACUUGGCAACAAUUUCAUAAAAUGGCUGGCCGAGGCUCUUAUGGAACUGAUGAAUCCCCAGAACCACUGCCAAUUCCCACGUUUUUGUUGGGUUAUGAUUUUGAUUUUCUGGUGCUUUCUCCAUUUGCUCUCCCUUACUGGGAGAGACUUAUGCUGGAACCCUAUGGAUCUCAAAGAGAUAUAGCCUAUGUUGUACUUUGUCCAGAAAAUGAAGCCUUGUUAAAUGGAGCUAAAAGCUUUUUUAGAGAUCUUACUGCAAUAUAUGAGUGUUGUCGAUUGGGUCAACAUAGACCUAUUUCUCGAUUAUUGACGGAUGGAAUCAUGAGAGUUGGAUCUACUGCAUCAAAGAAAUUAUCAGAAAAGUUGGUAGCAGAAUGGUUUUCUCAGGCAGCUGAUGGUAACAGUGAAGCAUUUUCUAAACUCAAGCUUUAUGCACAAGUCUGCAGAUACGACCUAGGUCCUUAUCUUGCGUCCCAGCCACUGGACAGCUCUUUACUUUCCCAGCCAAAUUUAGUUGCCCCUACAAGUCAGUCUUUGAUUACACCACCUCAGAUGACAAGUACUGGAAAUGCUAGUACCCCAUCUGCCACCCUGGCCUCCACAGUGAGCAGCACUAUGACAAUGACUUCAGGUGUUGCCAUGUCUUCUUCAGUUGCCACAGCUAACUCAACCUUGACUACAACUUCAACUUCAUCUUCGUUGUCCUCCAACUUGAAUAGUGGAAUGUCAUCAAAUAAACUACCUUCAUUUCCACCUUUUGGCACUAUGAACAGUAGCGCUACGGGAUCCAUGUCUACACAAGCAAGUACAGUUCCGAAUAGCCAGCUAGGAGGGCAACCUCCAUCAGCUCUACAAACUGCUGGCAUUUCUGGAGAGUCGUCUUCAGUUCCCACUCAGCCACAUCCUGAUGUGUCUGAAAGCACAAUGGAUCGGGACAAAGUGGGCAUCCCCACAGAUGGUGAUUCACAUGCAAUCACUUAUCCACCUGCAAUUGUUGUUUAUAUAAUUGACCCUUUUACAUAUGAAAAUAAAGAUGAGAGCACUAAUUCUUCUAAUGUAUGGACUUUGGGGUUACUUCGAUGUUUUCUGGAAAUGGUCCAGACUCUUCCUCCUCAUAUUAAGAAUACUGUUUCUGUACAGAUUGUUCCCUGUCAGUACCUGUUGCAACCUGUGAAGCAUGAAGAUAGACAAAUCUAUACCCAGCAUUUAAAAUCUCUGGCUUUUUCGGCCUUUACCCAGUGUCGGAGACCACUUCCAACAUCAACCAAUGUGAAAACAUUGACUGGUUUUGGUCCAGGUUUAGCCAUGGAAACAGCUCUUAAAAGUCCUGAUAGACCAGAGUGUAUUCGACUUUACACACCUCCUUUUAUCCUGGCUCCAGUGAAGGAUAAACAAACAGAGCUAGGAGAAACCUUUGGGGAAGCUGGACAGAAAUAUAAUGUUCUUUUCGUGGGCUACUGUUUAUCACAUGAUCAAAGAUGGAUUCUUGCAUCUUGCACAGAUCUAUAUGGAGAACUUUUAGAAACUUGUAUCAUUAACAUUGAUGUCCCAAACAGAGCUCGUCGGAAAAAAGGAUCUGCUAGAAGAUUUGGUCUACAGAAACUUUGGGAAUGGUGCUUAGGACUUGUACAGAUGAGUUCAUUGCCAUGGAGAGUUGUAAUUGGCCGUUUAGGAAGGAUUGGUCAUGGAGAAUUAAAAGAUUGGAGCUGUUUGCUGAGUCGUCGAAACCUGCAGUCUCUAAGUAAAAGGCUGAAAGACAUGUGUAGAAUGUGUGGUAUAUCUGCUGCAGACUCUCCUAGCAUUCUCAGUGCUUGCUUGGUAGCAAUGGAACCCCAAGGCUCUUUUGUUAUUAUGCCAGAUUCUGUGUCAACUGGUUCUGUAUUCGGAAGAAGCUCCACUCUAAACAUGCAGACAUCUCAGCUUAAUACCCCACAGGAUACAUCAUGUACUCAUAUACUUGUGUUUCCAACUUCUGCUUCUGUGCAAGUAGCUUCAGCUACUUAUACCACUGAAAAUUUAGACUUAGCUUUCAAUCCCAACAAUGAUGGAGCAGAUGGAAUGGGUAUCUUUGAUUUAUUAGACACAGGAGAUGAUCUUGACCCUGAUAUCAUUAAUAUCCUUCCUGCAUCUCCAACGGGUUCUCCUGUUCAUUCUCCAGGAUCUCAUUACCCCCAUGGCGGUGAUGCUGGCAAGGGUCAAGGUACUGAUCGACUACUUUCAACAGAAUCUCAUGAUGAAGUAACUAAUAUUCUUCAGCAACCAUUGGCCCUUGGUUACUUUGUAUCAACUGCCAAAGCGGGUCCCUUACCUGACUGGUUCUGGUCAGCAUGUCCUCAAGCACAAUAUCAGUGUCCCCUUUUUCUUAAGGCCUCUUUGCACCUCCACGUGCCUUCAGUGCAAUCUGACGAGCUGCUUCACAGUAAACACUCCCACCCACUGGACUCAAAUCAGACUUCAGAUGUCCUCAGGUUUGUUUUGGAACAGUACAAUGCACUCUCCUGGCUAACCUGUGACCCUGCAAUCCAGGACAGACGCUCAUGUCUCCCAAUUCAUUUUGUGGUGCUGAAUCAGUUAUAUAACUUUAUCAUGAAUAUGCUGUGAUCUUCAUUUGAUGGAACUGUGCAAGAAAAGAACAAGGAAAAAGAUUUCGCUGCAAGAUUAAGUUACAGUUAUCUUCUCAGUGAAAGUCAUUUGUGAUGGGGUCUAAUUCUUAUUACUUCAACAAAUAUUGUUUUGACUUGUGGGAAGGGGCGAUAACCCUGUUAUUUUUCAUUGACUAUACUGAACUCUUUAGGAUGAUGACUGAUCAUACACAACGUAUUAUAACAUUUUCGUAGCAAAAUUAACCUUUUUUUUUCCAGUCACAGUAUUUGUGAAAAGUAAUGAGCCAUAGUACCCAGUCAUGUUAAAUGAAUAUUAAAAGCAUGGAGAAGGAAACAUGAGGAACAAUGAAUAUCAACAUAUGGCUUCAGAACAUCAAGAUGUUCUUGUAUUGGAUUAUAGUAUCUAGUAUUCAAAAAUGCCUGCAUCUCUUAUUUAUUGUAAGUUUUUAAAUGUAUAAAUUGUCUUAUAUUUCUUAACCUCUUUUAUAAAAAUUUUCCUAGAAGGUUUAUACUGCCUUCUUGCUUUAAA
Molecule: messenger RNA, 7102 nt
Organism: Budorcas taxicolor (takin)
Lineage: Eukaryota; Metazoa; Chordata; Mammalia; Artiodactyla; Bovidae
Gene: MED13
Product: mediator complex subunit 13
Exons: 30
Coding region: 47-6571 (2174 amino acids)
Biological process (GO): regulation of transcription by RNA polymerase II
Cellular component (GO): mediator complex
Molecular function (GO): transcription coregulator activity
Source: RefSeq, a predicted model, not a curated record